UGGAUUGGGACACAUUAAAGACAUGUUAAAACAAGAAAUUGCACACUUAUGUACCAAAAUUCAUUUUCUUGAUUUGGCAUUUUGCAGUAGUAUUACUAACAGUAUUAUUUGUCUUAUAGUACAAUCGUGUCAGAAUUUGGAAUAUCUUAAUCUUAGUGGAUGUGGAAACAUCAGUGAUGUAGUUAUUUGCGAUAUUAUAUAUUAUUGCCAAAAACUCAAAUAUCUUGAUAUUAGUUGUUGUAAUAUUUCAGAUUUAGCUACCAAAAAAAUUGCAAGUUCAUGUAUUAAUCUAAAAUUUCUUAAUAUACAGUUAUGUGAAGGUAUCAGUGAAAAUGCAGUAAAAAAACUUAAUUCAAAUAUUAAAGUAAAAGAAUCAAAUGGAAGUCAGAAGAUGUGGAUUAAAGCUUUCAUUAGAUGGGUUGGUGACAAGAUUAAAUGUUUUGAAAGGAACUAG
This is a messenger RNA of Dentiscutata erythropus, 454 nucleotides long. The record is from the annotation of a GenBank genome assembly. NCBI's taxonomy places the organism in Eukaryota, Fungi, Glomeromycota, Glomeromycetes, Diversisporales, Gigasporaceae.